Puccinia graminis f. sp. tritici CRL 75-36-700-3 is the source of this 1176-nucleotide messenger RNA. RefSeq lists its product as uncharacterized. Lineage: Eukaryota; Fungi; Basidiomycota; Pucciniomycetes; Pucciniales; Pucciniaceae. The record is from RefSeq and is a predicted model, not a curated record. The transcript has 2 exons. The coding region runs from base 1 to 1176 and encodes 391 amino acids.
AUGUCAAGCAACAGAAAAGAAUAUCUCAAGCAACGAAAACGAGACAAUCGUAACGAACGGCGAUCAAAUGAUAGAACCUCUGAAUUAAGGCUCUCUGGCCAUGAUCCUGAUCCCUCGUUACCCCCCGAGCGCAUUGUCUGGUCGAUACAAAAAUACAAACCGUGUGAACUCUUCCCCCAUCAGAUCUUGGAGGGCGACCGAAAACCAACACCUGCCGAGCUUGAACAUGCACAAUCAGUUGCAGAAGAUUUUUUCUACUUUGGACAUGGAAAAGUAGUUGUUCUAGAUGAGGAUAACGAAAAUGAAAUAAUUGCGAUAAUCGAGUUCACUCCACUUGAAGAACUAUCACCUCAACAAAUCAGGGACCUGAACAUUGUGACCGCCUUCCUUCACAAAUGCAAAAGAUUUGUCAACUCGAUCUCGUCCGCACCACGCUGCUGGGGUGGGAAAAUGUGGGCGUUUGGAUGGCGAAAGUGUAUGGAUGCUUUUAAGCUUGCUGGACUCUAUCUUAACAGCGCAAAAAUUCGAGCUGCCAAGGCCGAAUACGAUUCCCACAUGCGGUCUUCACCCCGGCCUUCAAAGAUUCUAGGAAAGAUGUUCAAAAAUCUUGCAAAUGUCGCUUUCGAACAAAAUCGUGAUCUCAUGAAGGCAAACUCUAUCCCUGCCUUUGCAUCCUUACAUCAUCAAGACCCACUUGGCGAGUUCGACUGCUCACCAAAUUUAACCUUCACCACGGGCGGUUUUUAUAAUCCACCACACAAAGACGAUGAAGAUCUGCAAGAUUUUGCAUUUGCUCUAUUCCUUCCAACCAAAACGGCUGACGGUACUCUUGUAAACCCAUCUGAAAAUUACAAUAUCACUGGUGGUGCAUUUGUUUUUCCAGAUUAUGGUAUUGGAAUCAAUUUCUCUGAACAAAAAGGAGUUAAGAAUUACGCUGGCCAAAGAUUCGGCUCCGACUCAGCGACCUCUCCUACGGCCUCAGUCUUAGAGCGUUGGUCUGGCCGAGAGUCUCGUCACACGCGCACCAAGCGAAGUAUCACCGGAUCCGAGUCGGUCUCCUUACUCCGCAAGAUCCAGGGCUCAACACGGAUCGCACUCAAUCUCGAGCCGCAGAGCAAAAAAUAUGUGAAUGCUGAGAUCUUGUACUCUUAUGCGCCUGACGACAACUUGGUCUAA